Messenger RNA from Lemur catta (Ring-tailed lemur), 2077 nucleotides. It is a transcript of the gene ST6GALNAC5, whose product is annotated as ST6 N-acetylgalactosaminide alpha-2,6-sialyltransferase 5. Gene Ontology annotation, molecular function: alpha-N-acetylgalactosaminide alpha-2,6-sialyltransferase activity. Lineage: Eukaryota; Metazoa; Chordata; Mammalia; Primates; Lemuridae. The transcript is spliced from 5 exons. The coding region runs from base 233 to 1219 and encodes 328 amino acids. The record is from RefSeq and is a predicted model, not a curated record. Gene Ontology annotation, biological process: oligosaccharide metabolic process; ganglioside biosynthetic process.
GUGUAGAUCACUGAGAGACUACGAGGGUCCGGUUCAGUUUUAAUUCUGUCUCUAAUCUCUGCAACAGCGGCGCUUCCCGGGCCCCGCGGCUCCAGCGCCCGCUCAGCCGCGGCCGGCCGCCGGGCGAAAGAUCAGAGCCGCCUCCGCCCCAUCACCCGCCAUGGAAACCCUCCAAGAAAAAGUGGCCCUGGACGCGCGUGCCUGAGGAUUCCGCACAAAAGAGGUGCCCAAAAUGAAGACCUUGAUGCGCCAUGGUCUGGCAGUGUGUUUAGCGCUCACCACCAUGUGCACCAGCUUGUUGCUCGUGUACAGCAGCCUUGGCGGCCAGAAGCAGCGGCCCCCGCAGCAGCAGCAGGCGCCGGCGACCGGCAGCGCGCAGCAGGCGGCGGAGAGCAGCCCCCAGCCGCGCCCCGGGGCCCCCGCGGGACCGCGGCCGCUGGACGGAUACCUCGGCGUGGCGGACCACAAGCCCCUGAAAAUGCACUGCGGGGACUGCGCUCUGGUGACCAGCUCAGGGCAUCUGCUGCACAGUCAGCAAGGCCCCCAGAUUGACCAGACGGAGUGUGUCAUCCGCAUGAAUGAUGCCCCCACGCGCGGCUACGGGCGCGACGUGGGCAAUCGCACCAGCCUGAGGGUCAUCGCACAUUCCAGCAUCCAGAGGAUCCUCCGCAACCGCCAUGACCUGCUCAACGUGAGCCAGGGCACCGUGUUCAUUUUCUGGGGCCCCAGCAGCUACAUGCGGCGGGACGGCAAGGGCCAGGUCUAUAACAACCUGCAGCUCCUGAGCCAGGUGCUGCCCCGGCUGAAGGCCUUCAUGAUCACCCGCCACAAGAUGCUGCAGUUCGACGAGCUCUUCAAGCAGGAGACUGGCAAAGACAGGAAGAUCUCCAACACUUGGCUUAGCACUGGCUGGUUCACAAUGACGAUCGCGCUGGAGCUCUGUGACAGGAUCAAUGUUUAUGGCAUGGUGCCCCCAGACUUCUGCAGGGAUCCCAAUCACCCUUCAGUACCUUAUCAUUAUUAUGAACCUUUCGGACCUGAAGAAUGUACAAUGUACCUCUCCCAUGAGCGAGGACGCAAAGGCAGUCAUCACCGCUUUAUCACGGAGAAACGAGUCUUUAAGAACUGGGCACGGACAUUCAAUAUUCACUUUUUUCAACCAGACUGGAAACCAGAAUCACUUGCUCUAAGUCACCCUGAGAGUAAACCUGUGUUCUGAGGAAUGAGCGUGCUGCACUGUGAUCCCAGGUACCCUCUGUAUCAGACACCAGGACCUUGAACUUCCUGAGUCACCAGACAGGAAAGGGAACAGAGCUGGUAGCAGAAGACAGCGUCACCCCUUAAGAAGUGCUAUGGACAGAUGCCUACCAGGCGUGACUACAAAGCAGUGCAGUUGGUUUGUAAGGAAAAUUCCAAAAUUAAUACAACCAAAUGAGUGUUGUCCCUUUCAAAGGUUUUACCUUCAGAGCUAACGCUCAUUUCAAAAACAUUUCAGAUCUCUUAGUAUUGCCUUCAAAACUGAAACAUGAGCAACUCAACAAUAUUAGUUGCAUUCCUUUAUAGAAAUACCAUGUCAAAAGACAUUUUUCUAUCAAGUUGUAUCCUUUCCUGAUCUAUAACCUUUGUCAUCUGUUAGACUCUGUAUGUGUGAUUUGUAAAAAGCAGCCUGAAAGGAUAGACAAGAUUUCUGAAGAGCACAUCUCCACUGACUUUCAUAAAGCAAAUGUCCACUAUUUAUUUACUGAGAGUUUUUUAGUGCACUCUAGGCCAGUAUUUUUAUAGAUUAUGAUUAUGUGGUAAUUUGUCCUUCCUAGCUCUUUAAUCCUGAAUGAUGGUUGGAAAUGGCCUAGAAUUGGGUUGAUGAGUUACUGUGUUCACAAUGCUCAUUGUUAGCAUGCAAUUGGUAUUUGACUUAGAAAUGUUGUGUUGCGUUUUUUGAACCCCCAGGCUUCAGGAAAAUUGUUCUUUCAUAGAAAGAAUAGCUAUGGCGUUUUCUAAUGUGCAGAAAUGCUCCAAAAGGACAAGACUGAAAACCAAAAACUGUAUUAUUAAAACAAAAAGAUGCUAACAAGAGAAA